This is a messenger RNA of Astrephomene gubernaculifera, 849 nucleotides long. Lineage: Eukaryota; Viridiplantae; Chlorophyta; Chlorophyceae; Chlamydomonadales; Astrephomenaceae. The record is from the annotation of a GenBank genome assembly.
CGGGGCGCAUAACAUGCUCAGAUAGGAAUAACGUUGAAUACAAAGCUGGCAGUCAUAACUAUUUUUUACGAGCGAUUAGCCGUCGCUCGCAUCACGCCUUUUGACACCUCAACGUCCGGCCUUGCCGGCACGUUGGCCAAGCCGUAUAGGUUAGUGGCUUUAUAUCUCGUAAAUCACUCCCUUGUUGCUUGAAUUGUCGAUACGGUUGGCGGCGGUGAACUAGGUCUUUGCUUGGAGUCCUGAACCUUACCUGCCGAGGCGUCGAUUGGGGCCAAAAUGGCAUUCCAUCACAAUUCGCAGUCCAUCGUCAUAGCGGGAGUAAUUCUUUCUGCAAUUCUUUUCGCAAGCCAAGCAGUGGAUGCUGUAGAUACAACACCCCAGGGCUUUACGUCCAUCCACGAAACAUGCCGCGAAAUAGAAAGGAACGCCCAUGUAGUACGCGGUUGUGCGAUUAAAGCCAGCGACGGCAGCUGGUCCGUUGUCGAUGACGCCGGCCCGCAAUGCGCGGCCAGCGCCACAUUCGUCGACUCCGCGUACACAGCCAGCAACUUCGGGAAGCUCCGAAUAGUUACAGGCGGCGACUAUAGCGAUGCAGACCAGGUCUACGCGGCUGGCUUCAUUGAGGGCUACCUUACCGCAGCCCGCAUCUACGACCACCACUUCAACCUGCGGUCCUACUUCGACACCAUGCUCAACGAGUCGGCGGCGCUGGAGCUGGCGCUGGACUGGCUUGAGGAGCAGGAGCAGUGGGCUGCCGCCCGUGUGGCCUCCGCUCCCCCCUCCGACCCCUACUGGCGCCUGCUGGGCUGGCUGCAGCAGCAGUUCAACGGACUGGUGGCGGGAUACCAG